AACGUCUCUCCCGUUCCGUGACAGUACAAACGAGCCACUUGAAGACUCAGCGGCAAUGGGAAUUUUCUUGUACCCAGCUCCUGGUCGACAGAGGAACCAAGCCCCAAGGAGCUGCGGGAGGGUGCCCCCCUCCCAGUCUGGGCUGUUGCUCCAGAACCUCCUCGGACCGUGCCAGCCGCUUCCAGAAUCUCAGGGUCUUUCUUUGGGCGCCCCGGGCUGAGACGCAGCGUGGAGGAUCCUCUGCUGAUGUCGGUGAGGGGAGCGGCGGUUCCCACUCACAAAGCUCCCGAAGCGGUGGUGUCCGCUGAGUUUUUCUCCGAGGGGGCGGGGCUCAUCUCAGGCCUUUCCAAGGUGACGGUGCCCUUUCACGAUCCUCCCGAGGCGGCGCCCACUCAGAAAGCUCCCGAAGCGGCGGCUCCCGCUCGCUUUCCUCUUGAGGCGACGGUGCCCGCUCACAAUUUCCUCAAGGCGGCGGUGUCCGCUCCUGAUCCUCCCGAGGCGGCGGUGUCCACUCCCGAUCCUCCCGAGGCGGCGGUGCCCGCUCACAAGGCUCCCGAAGCGGCGUAGCCAGCCAUUGCCCGACACUCUGCUAUUAUUGUUGAAGAGUCUGCCCAUGGGAUGCUACUUCAAUAUCUAUGGAUUUGGCUCUAAUUUUGAGUCCUCCUCCUCUCAGAGUGUUGAGUACAAUCAGGACACAAUGGAUCAGGCUCUGAAGAGAGUGAAGGAAAUGCGAGCAGACAUGGGCGGCACAGAGAUAUUACAGCCUCUAAAACACAUCUACAGUCAACGCUGUUACCUCAAUCACCCCAGACAGAUUUGAAUCUGUACUGACUUUUGGUUUCUGCUCCACCAGAGGGCUCUACACUGAAGUCUAGGUCAAUGUGGGUAGCUCAGUCGGUCGAUAGAUGUAGCCUGUUACUGCCAGAGCUCCAGAAGGACCCGUUAUUGCUGCUGGUUUCUCUCCAAAAGGCAUCCGGCUGUUGGGAUCUGGACGCCACACUGGCUGAUGUGUUUGGGAAGACGGUGGAUGAGCUGACCAAUCAGAAACCAGCACAGGUGGAUGGGUCAGUAUGGGCCACUCUCCUGGCUCUGAUCUGGUUAUACGGCUGUAAAAUAGAGCAGCAGGUGGAGUGGCAGUUUGUGGCCAUGAAGGCAGCGUCAUGGAUCGGCUCUCAGAAAGAUUAAAGCUUGUGGCACCAAUGACAGCACCCUCUGUGGCUGAUAUAACGGGAACCUCUGGCAGCAGGACAGACUAUUUCUAGCAUUUGAACCUUGGGCCCUUGGGUCUGGACAGACACAGCAGUGGUCUUGGGUCUGUGAAUCAUUGGGCCAGCCAUGACCAGGAUGGUAUUGAUAGAGAGCUCUAGGCAACCAUGACAAGAACCUCUGAACUGACAGUGGCAGGAAUCUCUUUAGUAGCUCUGGCUCGUUUGAUGACAGAGAGUGGGAACUCUUCAUUGUGUAAGUGAAGACUGAGAGCUCUGGUAUUUGGACAUCGGAGGCAGGAUCCUCAGGAAUGGAGUGGCCAUGAUGGGACAAACAAAAAGGGCAACCAAAAGAAGUAUGUACAUAUAUACAAUAUGUACACAUCCCUCCGGAAGCAGUACCGCCAGACGCAAAUACUGCUUCCUCAAGCCAAGGCGCAAGACGCUACACAAGGCUUACUCGCCCCGCAAGACGCAAAGGCGAGAGGAGGGAUGGAAGCGUCUCCCGCUGCAGCCCGCAAGACGCAAAGCUGCAUGAGAGACGCCAACUGGAGUGGUCCUAUAAGACAACCUGAAACAAAACAGAAAAAGAACAGGUUUGACCUUUUGGAUCCUUCCCAUGAGCUAUUGAUUCUUUUUAGCUGAUCUUAGGUUCACUAACUGAAACCAGUUGUGGGACAUGAUUUACUCCAGACCAAGUCUCCGGAUUGGCUUCACAUGGAGGAGAACCCCGAGGAGGUCACAGCAUUCUGUGCAGGAAGACGGGAAAUACAUUAUUUUAGUACCUUACACUUCACAGCUGCUCUAUUUGAUCAUGUUAUUCUAAGCUGUAAGAUGUU
Onychostoma macrolepis is the source of this 2044-nucleotide messenger RNA. Its product is annotated as von Willebrand factor A domain-containing protein 5A-like. The record is from RefSeq and is a predicted model, not a curated record. NCBI's taxonomy places the organism in Eukaryota, Metazoa, Chordata, Actinopteri, Cypriniformes, Cyprinidae. The transcript is spliced from 8 exons. Bases 880 to 1185 code for a protein of 101 amino acids.